Penicillium malachiteum is the source of this 960-nucleotide messenger RNA. RefSeq lists its product as uncharacterized. The record is from RefSeq and is a predicted model, not a curated record. The coding region runs from base 1 to 960 and encodes 319 amino acids. Lineage: Eukaryota; Fungi; Ascomycota; Eurotiomycetes; Eurotiales; Aspergillaceae. The transcript has 2 exons.
AUGCAUUCCACUAAACCUGCCAGACCCCAAGGAAGCCGAUUACGGCCCGUAGCCGAUCCUCUCGAGAGGGUCGGCUUCAUUUCCAAGGGUGAUAAAACACUACUGAACCAGAAAGCCCAGGAGGAGUACUACGAUAAGAUUGUUGAGCGAUAUUUACGUUUCUGUUCUGAUCACCAAAAGGAUUUGGAUACUGCACACGCAUCACUUCCUAUGAGCUCAUCUAAUGAUGCAACGUCGAACCCCCCUGCAGCCCAACCAACUUCCAAGACAACCCCCGCGGCGAAGGGUGUCCCCCCACCAUCGGCGGAAUUGUCCAAGCUGCUCCUUUCCCUCCGGAAGCUGCGAGAGGGUAUUUUGGCUACCUCAGCAACAACUCUACCCGGAUUCGCCCAACGAGUUCAUUAUUUCUCGAUUCGACUGGCCAUUCUCGCGCAGCAUCCUCCGUCAUAUUUCCCUUCCCUAGAGCAUUGUCUGAACAGACUACAUUCCAAGUCCAACCCAAUGCCCGAUUUGGAAGUGAAAGACUUGGUUUCUUACUUGAUUCUCGAUUAUGCUUGUCGGCAGGAGAAUAUGUUAUUAGCCUUUGAGCUUCGCGCACGGGCGCGACGGGAGCACGCUUUUGAGUCGCAGGUUGUAGACCGCGUGUUGACAGCCUUGAUGCAUGACAACUGGGUGGUAUUUUGGCAGGUACACAAAAGUGUAGACUCCUACAUGCGCGCAGUCAUGAACUGGGCGGCGGACCGAAUGCGGAGACAUGCCUUGAAGGCGGUGGGUAGUGCCUACCUCAGCGCUCAUGUGGAUUGGGUCGUGGGUGGCUGCACCGGCGAUGAUGUAAAUUGGACGUGGGAGAAAUUACUUCAAGAAGAAAAUCUAGGCUGGCAGAAGGAGGGUGACAAGAUCAUUAUCAAACGCCCUAGAAUUCGACCACCGCCGAAUCCAGAACCCACGAAAGCACAAUAA